AUGCGUGCCACCUUCGCCCUCUGCAGUGCUGCCCGCACCCCUCUGAUCCGCUUCGUCGGCAAGCGCUCUGUCCCUAAGUCCGUUGACCACACUCCUCGCGUCCACCCCGCCUCCCCCAUCGGAGCUCUCCCCGACUCCUUCGCCGCCUACCGCGCCAAGGCUCAACAGCACGGUCCUCUCGGUCGCUCCUCCAGCAGCGGCAUCGGUGGCUCUUCCGGCCACGCCCUGGGUCCCAUCCGCCCCCAGAACGGCCAGUUCUUCGAUCGCACCGAACUGCCUGCCCGUUUCGGUCGUCUGACCUUCACCGAGGCCGAGAUGGAGGCCAUUGAGACCGGCGGUGCCAGCAUGUACGCGUAA
Messenger RNA from Penicillium manginii, 357 nucleotides. Its product is annotated as alpha-ketoglutarate dehydrogenase subunit KGD4. NCBI's taxonomy places the organism in Eukaryota, Fungi, Ascomycota, Eurotiomycetes, Eurotiales, Aspergillaceae. The record is from RefSeq and is a predicted model, not a curated record. The coding region runs from base 1 to 357 and encodes 118 amino acids. Gene Ontology annotation, biological process: 2-oxoglutarate metabolic process. The transcript has 2 exons.